CUAAAGUUUACGUGUUUGAUGCUUCUUUUACUUUCCUCUUCUUUUAUAUAUACAGAUCCCAUGAUCAAAAUCUAUCCCGUUUUCAAUUUCCAAUUUUUUAAUUAAUUCAAUUUCAUUAUUCUUUAUUUAUUACCAAUUAAUCCAAUUUUGAUAUAAUUCAUUUUCAUAUCCCUAAUUUCCUACUUUUUCCCAUUAGAAAAAUGGAAAAUAAAAAUAGCAAAAAAGCAAAGGAAGAGCUAAUUCAACCAUUAAUAAUUUCAAAUAAUGAUAAUAAUGAAGGAGAAAAUGAAAAAAUACACAAUUUAAUAUGGGAAGAGUCAAAAAAAUUAUGGCAUGUUGCAGGGCCAUCUAUAAUCAGCAGAAUUGCGUCGUUUUCUAUGAACGUCGUUACCACCGCCUUCGCCGGCCACCUUGGCGACAUCGAGCUUGCUUCUCUUUCCAUUGCUAACACCGUUAUCGUCGGCUUUAAUUUCGGUCUCUUGCUAGGAAUGGCAAGUGCAUUGGAGACGUUAUGUGGUCAAGCAUAUGGUGCAAAAAAACUACACAUGUUAGGCGUGUACAUGCAAAGAUCAUGGAUAGUCCUAUUCCUAUGUUGUUUCGUUCUAUUGCCAUUGUACAUAUUCCCCGCUCCACUACUAAAACUAAUGGGUCAAGCCGAGGAUGUCGCAGAGUUAUCCGGUCUAGUUUCGGUGUGGCUCAUUCCAUUACACUUCAGCUUCGCUUUUGUGUUUCCGGUGCAACGAUUCCUACAAAGCCAACUUCAAACAGGCAUCAUUGCUUGGGUCUCAUUUGGCGCAUUUUUGGUGCAUAUAUUAUUGAGUUGGCUAUUUGUUUAUGUGUUCGAUAUGGGAAUAAUUGGACUUUGUGUUGCACUUAAUGUGUCUUGGUGGAUCCUUUUUUUUGGACAAUUUGGUUUUGUUGUUUGGGGUGGUUGUCCUUAUACUUGGAUUGGUUUCUCUUCUCAAGCUUUCUCUGGUCUUUGGGACUUUUUUAAGCUUUCUGCUGCUUCUGGUGUUAUGCUCUGUUUGGAGAACUGGUACUACAGAAUUCUGGUGUUGAUGGUGGGUGGAUUAGAGAAUGCUGCAAUUGCUGUUGAUGCCUUAUCUGUAUGCAUGACAAUAAAUGGAUGGGAGAUGAUGAUUCCUCUUGCUUUCUUUGCAGCCACCGGAGUAAGAGUGUCGAAUGAAUUAGGAGCAGGAAAUGGGAAAGGAGCAAAGUUUGCAACAAAAGUAUCCGUUAUUACAUCCACAAUAAUUGGACUGAUGUUUUGCGUGAUUAUCAUGGCGCUUCAUGAUAAGUUUGCGAUCAUAUUCUCAGAUAGUGCUCCAGUACUUGAGGAAGUUGACAGGCUUUCAUGGCUCUUAGCAGUUACUAUUCUUCUCAACAGUGUUCAACCUGUGCUUUCAGGAGUGGCAGUUGGAUCUGGUUGGCAAGGAUGGGUAGCAUACAUAAAUAUUGGUUGCUACUAUGUUGUUGGACUUCCUCUUGGAAUUCUAAUGGGAUGUGUGUUCAACACGGGUGUUAUGGGUAUUUGGGCGGGAAUGAUUUUUGGUGGAACAGCACUUCAAACGGUUAUAUUAGGUGUAGUCACAGCAUUAUGUCACUGGGAUAAAGAGGCACAAAAGGUAGUUGCUGAUGUUCAACAAUGGUCAUCCAUGCAACCUGAGUUAAAGUGAUCAUACCUCAAACAAAAGAUCGAAAUCUGGCCAACUAAUUUUAUGAAAGCUUAUGUUUAUUUUAACAAGAAAUUCCAUAAUCUAGUGUUUGGAAACAAGUAUUUCAUUUCAAAUUAUAGAUUUCAAUUAUGAAAUCAUAAUUGAAGAAUUUGAGAAUGAUAAGGUUUGGGUAGUCAUUCUCAAAUUUUCAACAUUAACUACUUUAAAAACAAUGGUGGAAUUUGAUCUAGAUUCAAAUUUGAAAUGAUACAAAGUAGAACACGGUUUUGGGGUUUCAA
Molecule: messenger RNA, 1954 nt
Organism: Amaranthus tricolor (Joseph's coat)
Lineage: Eukaryota; Viridiplantae; Streptophyta; Magnoliopsida; Caryophyllales; Amaranthaceae
Product: protein DETOXIFICATION 27-like
Exons: 8
Coding region: 201-1676 (491 amino acids)
Biological process (GO): xenobiotic detoxification by transmembrane export across the plasma membrane
Cellular component (GO): membrane
Molecular function (GO): xenobiotic transmembrane transporter activity; antiporter activity
Source: RefSeq, a predicted model, not a curated record